Drosophila willistoni is the source of this 1187-nucleotide messenger RNA. RefSeq lists its product as uncharacterized. Lineage: Eukaryota; Metazoa; Arthropoda; Insecta; Diptera; Drosophilidae. Bases 268 to 1095 code for a protein of 275 amino acids. The record is from RefSeq and is a predicted model, not a curated record. The transcript has a single exon.
UGAAACUCAUUCGACAAGUUAGUUUUAUCGAAAAACAACAGCUAACGUGGCCUUUCUACAGCAUGAAAAUCAGUACAACUUUUUCACCUUUUUGGUCUCAAAAUUGUUAGAAAUUUUCUUUUGAAAAAUUAGACUUAUUAUUAAAACUGGAUUAAAUAUCAAAAUUUUUCACAUAUACCGACUGCAUACGAUAUCCUGUAACACACACUUUUGGCUUUAUAAUACAUAAAAAGAAUAGUCCAGUAGUUUGCUAUCAACAAUUUAAUUAUGUUAUUAAUAAAGACGAGUAGCCCAAAGAUGAUGUCAAACAUUUGUCAGCGAGUCGCAACCAGCCUGUUGACUCCUGUUAAUCGUGCUGCUGUUGUGUUACCUCCCACGCGUCAUAUCGAUUCGAUUCUCUAUCAAUUGGAGACGUGCGAAGAUUGCAUCGAUGGAUAUCCAAUGCCGAAGGUUCGAAAAGAUCUCAAGAGAAUGGAUGUACCGGAUAACACGAAAGUUUUACGAGCCUGCUGGCAUGGCGUUAGACGUACAGAAUUCAAAUGCCGUUCAGAUCCUGAGUUCAGUGUCAAUGCCUUUAUUGCCCAUAACAAGGCUUGCGCCAAAGGCAAGUGUCCGACGGCAAUGCCCCUGGCUGAUCUUACGCAUUACAGGCCAUCGGAUAAACUAAAUCGCAAGUAUCCACGCACUUGGGUAGAGUGUGUGCCAAAGCGUCGCAAAGUCAAGGCCACUUGCGCUUUCAAGCCGAUUCCAACGCAUCGUCGCAAAAGGCAGUCGGCUCAAAAGAAAGUGUCGGCAUGUGACAGAAGUCCUUGUACGUUAGGUGUCGCAUCCAUGGAACUUAGUAAGUGUAUCGUGCCAAAGAACUUGCCUUGUCCCCGCUUCAAAUUGCCCUUCUGCAAAUCUGUGCGCAAUCCACCAAAGUGCAGCAAGGCCGAUAUACCCCGACCAGUUUGCCAACGUCGUCUUACGAAGUAUCCCAGCUUCUCAGAGUGCCUAAUCGAUCCACUUCCUGAUAUUAAGCCCUCGGAGUGUAAUUGUCUGAAAACCCCAUCAAUGUGCAGUGUUUGGGAAUACUAUCGCAACAAGAAGUCUUAAAUUACUAACUCUUCAUGGCAUUCAAGGACUGUAUAAAGAAAUAGGUUAUAGUACAUUCAAAUAAAGCUAAAAAUCAUUUGUGAGAGAUUUAA